Molecule: messenger RNA, 1119 nt
Organism: Physella acuta
Lineage: Eukaryota; Metazoa; Mollusca; Gastropoda; Physidae
Source: RefSeq, a predicted model, not a curated record
UAGAAUGUUGGGAUUUUUUGUUUUUCUUGGCCUUGCUGUCGUCACCCACUGUUUUGAACAACAGGAUGUUGACCAUAUCGAUCUAAAUGGCAAGACCUGCACCAGCAACAGUGACUGUGAACCUGACGAAUGUUGCCAAAAGCUCAUAGAGAACCAGAUGUCAAGCAGAAAACGGGCAGCCGAGGUGCCGGGUCAAAGGUCAACCCUGAAGAACAAAACAGGAACUUGUCAAAAGUACAAGCUGGACGGUGACGUGUGUUUCAUAGUUGACGUCACUAACGGCUACUGCGGCUGUAAGCCAGGCUCUACGUGCCAACAGGCCAAAUCAAACAAGUCCCGCAACCCCAGGAUGGUGGCUUUCCCAGACGACUACUAUGAAUGGCUAAACGUCUGCAGAGUCGAAAGUGAAGCCGAAGUCAAACUCUGCAGCUCCGACUCCGAGUGUCUCCCAGAUGAAUGUUGCCAGAAUCCAAAUAAGGUUCAACUGGCCAGCAGAAAAAGGGAGGCUACUCGUGUCCUCGCGACAGUGGCCACAAUGACUAAGUUAGCAGGCACUUGCCAGAAGUACACGCGACCCGGCGAGUUCUGUGAUCAGUUUGCCAAGAUAAACGGCUUCUGUGGGUGCCAGUCUGGAACUGGGUGUACAGGCCGCGAGGUGCCGGCCACAGCCCCAGGGUCGGGCAAGGUGCCGGUCGAAGCAGCAGGCACCCGCGGGUCCACAGCCCCAGGGUCGGGCAAGGUGCCGGUCGACUACUCCAGAAGUCGGCGUGAUCUGAUGCCGUCACGGCCCGGCUACGUGUGGGAGUACACAUGUACGUCCAUCAGCCCAGCUGAGGGAGGUGUGUGAGGUGUGUGAGGUGUGUGAGGUGUGUGAGGUGUGUGAGGUGUGUGAGGUGUGUGACGUGUGUGACGUGUGUGACGUGUAUCGCCAGACGUGACACACGUCUUAGUGUGUCAACACGUCAUGUCGUGACGACAGAGAGAGUUGUGUUGUCACCUUUAAACGAACAAAAAAUGGGAUUACACAAAAUUAAGAAAAAGAAUGUUUGAACAUAAAAAUCAAGCGGAUAGUGGCGUGGAAUUAAACACAUUGCUCACACCUUACCGGAUUAUUGUACA